This is a messenger RNA of Humulus lupulus (European hop), 1457 nucleotides long. Its product is annotated as receptor-like protein 6. NCBI's taxonomy places the organism in Eukaryota, Viridiplantae, Streptophyta, Magnoliopsida, Rosales, Cannabaceae. Gene Ontology annotation, molecular function: protein binding. The record is from RefSeq and is a predicted model, not a curated record. The transcript has 2 exons. Bases 68 to 1189 code for a protein of 373 amino acids.
GGAGCACAUAUAUACAUACAAAACCAAACCAAAAGCAUAGAGUUUUCAUUCCACUACUAAUCUAAAGAUGGAGUACUGGUCAUCGUGUUUGAUGUUUCUCCUAACCCUUGUACUCCUUCUUUCUCAAUCUUUAAUCGACUCAUCUACUCCUUCACCUUCUAAUAAUUUCUUGUGUCAUCCUGCCGAGAGCUCUGCUCUGCUCCAAUUCAGCAACUCCUUUAUCAUCAAUCCAAGCUUGUUCGACUGGCUUGGAAGAAUGAAUCCGAAGACAGUGUCUUGGAAGAAUGGCACAGAUUGUUGUUCAUGGGAUGGAGUGUCAUGUGAUCAUAUUUCAGGUCAUGUAAUUGGCCUCAACCUCAGUUCUAGCGGUCUUCAAGGCCCUCUUCACUCCAACAGCACCCUUUUCUCACUUCCCCAUCUCCAAACUUUAAUCCUUGACUACAAUAAUUUCUCUUGCUCUCCAAUUCCUCCUGAAAUUGGCAGUUUUGCCAACAUGAAAACGCUUAGUCUCUCUUCUGCCAACUUUGCUGGUUAUAUCCCUGAAGAAAUUUCUCACCUCUCUAAACUUUCUCAUCUCACCAUUUAUGGUGAUUUCGCAGAUUGUCAUUUUUUGAUGGGGCCAUUUGUCUUGAAAAAAAUGCUUCAAAACUUCACCAAUCUCAUGGAACUUACUAUGAAUAAAAUCGACAUGUCUGGUGUUGAACUAGUUAGUUCUUUCAUGAAUGUGUCUUCUUCCUUGACAACUCUUGAUCUCCAUCAGUGUGGAUUGCGAGGGAAAUUCCCAGAAAAUGUCUUUCGCUUACUAAAUCUCCAGGAGUUGAGUUUAGGAAUCAAUCCAUAUUCACCUUUUAGUGGUAAUCUUACUGGUUCUCUGCCUAUGUUUAAUUGGAGUAGUCCACUCAGGUACUUAGAUCUUUCUCACACAAAAAUCUCUAUUGAUUUACCUCACAUGUGUUCAAGUGCCAAGUCUUUGCAGAUUUUGCUUCUUUCAAAUUGUAGUUUUAAAGGAUCAUCAAAUAGUGCAAUGUUGACUAACCUCACUCAAUUAGUGGAACUCAAUGACUUAAUCAUCGAUAGCAGCAAUCUUGGAGGUCAAAUUCCAUUGUUUUUUCUCAAUCUUCAGCAGUUGGCCUUUUUGGAUCUUUCUCGCAACAAUUUUGCUGGAUGGAACAGUGUUGGUGAGGUUUGAUUAUUUCUACAACAGGCUCCUGAUCUGCCUAAACUCUUCCCACCUCAUUCUCUUGGUCACUAAGUCUUGUUUUCCUAUAUAUAUGCAUUUCAUGAAGAUGAAAAUGAAAAUGAAAGAACAAUUUGUUUCUUUUUUCUAAUUUAUGUGUGUUAGUUAGGAAUGUUAAGCCUAAUAUUUAGAUUUUGAGUUGUACCAAUUGAAAUAUCAAUCUUAUGUAUUUGGUUUAUGAAGCUGCACCAAUUAAUGCCAAUGACUUAUCUUGUUUUUA